Gastrolobium bilobum is the source of this 1888-nucleotide messenger RNA. Its product is annotated as ADP-ribosylation factor GTPase-activating protein AGD5-like. Gene Ontology annotation, molecular function: GTPase activator activity. The record is from RefSeq and is a predicted model, not a curated record. Lineage: Eukaryota; Viridiplantae; Streptophyta; Magnoliopsida; Fabales; Fabaceae. Bases 182 to 1615 code for a protein of 477 amino acids. The transcript is spliced from 11 exons.
UUUUUUCACAUUGUUUGGUCACACAGAGACGAGUAGUUUAGUUAGAGAGAGAGAGAGAGAGAGAGAGAGGAAAGAGCGUGAAAAGACCAAUUUGACCUUGGAUCUUCAUCUUCCUCUCUCUCGCUUCGCUUCGCUUCUGCUAACUCCUUCUCCGAUUCGUUUUUCUGGUGAAGCUGUAACCAUGAACGAGAAGGCCAACGUUACGAAGGAGCUUAACGCCAAGCACAAGAAGAUACUGGAAGGACUUCUUAAAUUACCAGAGAAUAGGGAAUGUGCUGACUGCAAAGCUAAAGGUCCAAGAUGGGCUAGUGUAAAUCUUGGCAUCUUUAUUUGCAUGCAGUGUUCAGGAAUACAUCGAAGUUUGGGUGUGCAUAUAUCAAAGGUUCGUUCUGCAACUCUUGACACUUGGCUUCCAGAGCAAGUUGCAUUCAUUCAUUCAAUGGGAAACGAGAAAGCAAAUAGUUACUGGGAAGCAGAAUUACCUCCAAAUUAUGAUAGAGUUGGAAUUGAGAAUUUCAUUCGGGCAAAGUAUGAAGAGAAGAGAUGGGUUCCAAGGGAUGGGAAUCCAAAAACACCUUCUGGACUGCGGGAAGAGAAAAUUCCUUCACAUAGGCAGAGACCUGCGGAAAGAAGUGGGCAUGGUUAUGCUACUAUUUCUGAGAAUACUUUUGAGGAAAGGAAGAAAAUCCAACCAUCAAAUGCAAUUUCUGCUACAAGAAUUAGUAUUCCUGCACCUACCAGAGCACCUGAGCAGGUUACUCCUGUUACCAAAUCUCAGCUUGUUGAGAAAGCGGAACCAGUAGCACCACAACCACAAGCUGAAACAUCAAAGCAGGUCACAGAAACAGCUCACAAUACCCCUUCAAAAGUUGACUAUGCUACGGACCUUUUCAACAUGUUGUCUAUGGAUGGCCCAAGUGAAAAUGGCUCAGAGGCAGCUGGUUCUACUGCUGAUGAUAAUAACUGGGCAGGUUUUCAGUCUGCUGCAGAGGGGUUGACAGCUGAGAAGACCAGUCCGCCGAAAGCUGUUGGGAGUACUCCCCAAUCUGCAUCUGGAAUUGAGGAUCUAUUUAAAGAUUCACCUUCUAUGACACCAAGCUUAGCUCCAGAAAAACCACAGAAAGAUGUGAAAAAUGAUAUUAUGAGCCUCUUUGAGAAGAGCAAUAUGGUAUCUCCAUUUUCUAUGCAUCAACAGCAGCUUGCAAUGCUAGCACAGCAACAGUCUCUUCUUAUGGCUGCUGCAGCUAAAUCUACUGGUGGGGAUCCCAAGUACCCUGCGGGUAUACAACCACCUAGGCCCAAUGUUCCUGUCCAAAAUUGGCCAGCUACUGGCUACCCGAUUUCUGGAGUAAUACCCAUGGGUGGUCAGGGAGAGCUUCAGAAAUUUAUGCAGAAUCAGACUACGAACAUGACUCCAACACAUCCAGCAGGGAGUUCUGUUCAAUAUCCACCCUCUAGUUUCUAUGCUAUGGGGCAAGUUGCUCCAGUCAAUGGUAUGAUGACAAUGGGAGUGAGUAAACCUCAUUCAGCAGCUCCGGUGUCAUCAUCCACUUCAAAGUCUACUAAAGAAUAUGAUUUUUCCUCCCUAACGCAAGGGAUGUUUGCGAAACCCUGAUUCGUCUUUUGUUGGACAUUGCCAGCUAUGUCAUAUACCAUACAAGAUUAGUUGAAAUUAGAGGAAGUGCACUUUCUUUUUCAAUCUUUCCCUUGACCUUUCCGUGGGUUGUAAACUAUUUGUAGAGCUAGUUCAGUUUUUACCUCGUUUAUUUCAGGUGAUUGUGUCAUUUGUAUCGGUAGGUGUAUUCAGUAUUCACAAUAAAAAUUAGUGAUAUUAAUUAUAUAUUCCUUCCUUUGCCUCUAUAUCUUCCAUAAUUGUAAACAUAAUUUU